AUGGAAGGCACCGUGCUGUGCGCGGCGAACCACGCGCCGCUGACGCCCAUCAGCUUCCUGGAGCGCACCGCGCUCGUCUACCCCGACCGCCCCGCCGUCGUCUCCGCGGUCCACGCCGCCGCGCCGCCGCCGCCGCGCACCUGGCGGGAGACCCGGGACCGCUGCCUCCGCCUCGCCGCCGCGCUCGCGGGGCUCGGCGUCGCGCGCCGCGACGUGGUUGCGGUGUUCGCGCAGAACAUCCCGGCCUUCUGCGAGCUCCACUUCGGCAUCCCCAUGGCCGGCGCCGUCAUCUGCGCGCUCAACUCGCGCCUCGACGCCGGCAUGGCCUCCGUGCUGCUGCAGCACUCGGAGGCCAAGGUCGUCUUCGUGGACGCCGCGCUGCUCGGCGUCGCCCGAGAAGCGCUCCGCCUCAUCUCCCAGCAGGCCGGAGCAAGCAGGGUGCCCACCGUGGUGCUAAUCAACGAGGUCCUCGACGAGCCGCCGCCGCCAUCGACAACGACAGACUUUCCCGGAGGCGAUCGGUGCUACGAGUACGAGGCGCUCCUGACCAGCGGCGGCGUCGGCGCCGGGUCGGCGGAGUUCACGAUCCGGUGGCCGGGCGACGAGAACGAGCCGAUCGCGCUCAACUACACGUCGGGGACGACGUCGCGGCCCAAGGGCGUGGUGUACACGCACCGCGGCGCGUACCUGAACACGCUGGCGUCGGUGCUCCUCAACGACAUGGCGGCGCUGCCGGUGUACCUGUGGACGGUGCCCAUGUUCCACUGCAACGGGUGGUGCCUGGUGUGGGGCGUGGCGGCGCAGGGCGGCACCAACGUGUGCCUGCGCAAGGUCACCUCCGCCGCCAUCUUCGCCGCCGUGGCGGCGCACGGCGUGACGCACAUGGGCGGCGCGCCCACGGUGCUGAGCAUGGUGGUGAACGCCACGGCGGAGGAGCGGCGGCCGCUGAGUUUGAGACCCGGCGGGAGGAGAGGGAGGCCGGUGACGGUGAUGACGGGCGGCGCGCCGCCGCCGCCGCAGGUGCUGUUCCGGAUGGAGGAGCUGGGGUUCCCGGUGAUCCACUCGUACGGGCUGACGGAGACGUACGGUCCCGCCACGGUGUGCACGUGGCGGCCGGAGUGGGACGCGCUACCAGCGGCGGAGCGCGCGGCGAUCAAGUCCCGGCAGGGGCUCCACCACCUGGGGCUAGAGGUGGACGUGAAGGACCCAGCGACGAUGACGAGCGUCCCCGCCGACGGGCGCACCAUGGGGGAGGUGAUGUUCCGGGGCAACACGGUGAUGAGCGGGUACUACAAGGACGCGGCGGCGACGGCGGAGGCCAUGUCCGGCGGGUGGCUGCGGUCGGGGGACCUGGCGGUGCGGCACGCCGACGACGGGUACGUGAAGAUCCUGGACCGGUCCAAGGACAUCAUCAUCUCGGGCGGGGAGAACAUCAGCACCAUCGAGGUGGAGGCGGCGCUGUUCGCGCACCCGGCCGUGGCGGAGGCCGCCGUCGUGGGCCGCCCCGACGAGUACUGGGGCGAGACGCCGUGCGCGUUCGUCACGCUCAAGGAGGGUGCGUCGGGGGAGGGCGUGGGCGCGGAGGAGGUCAUGGCGUUCUGCCGCGCGCGGCUGCCGCGCUACAUGGCGCCACGGACGGUGGUGUUCGUGGCUGAGCUGCCCAAGACGGCGACGGGCAAGGUGCAGAAGUUCGCGCUACGGGAGCAGGCCAAGGCCAUGGGCAGCAUCUCCAGUUCCAAGAAGCCGGGAGGGUCAGGGACGAGGAGCAAGCUCUGA
Molecule: messenger RNA, 1776 nt
Organism: Miscanthus lutarioriparius
Lineage: Eukaryota; Viridiplantae; Streptophyta; Magnoliopsida; Poales; Poaceae
Source: the annotation of a GenBank genome assembly